CUGUAUACUGUCUUUGGUUCAAGGUUUGAUUUCGGUGACAGUGCUCCGCUCUAUCGGGUUUUGAGAGCUUGGAAUACAGGUUACUGAGGCGGACAGCCCCGCUGUAGAGAGCCAAGAUGAUGAACAUGUGGAAAGUCCGGGAAUUGGUUGAUAAAGCAACCAAUGUGGUGAUGAACUACUCGGAGGUGGAGACUAAGGUGAGGGAGGCCACCAACGAUGACCCCUGGGGACCUUCAGGACAGCAGAUGGCAGAGAUUUCCAGAUGUACGUUUAUGUAUGAGCAGUUUCCUGAGGUGAUAAACAUGAUGUGGAACAGGAUGCUCCGGGACAACAAGAAGAACUGGAGAAGGGUCUACAAGUCUCUGCUGUUGUUGUCCCACCUCAUCAGGAACGGUUCAGAGAGAGUUGUCACCAGCGCCAGAGAGCACAUCUACGACCUACGAUCUCUAGAGAGCUACCACUUCGUAGAUGAGAACGGUAAGGACCAGGGAGUGAACGUACGUCAGAAGGUGAAGGAGAUGGUGGAUCUGAUCCAGGAUGAUGAUAGACUGAGAGAGGAGAGGAAGAAGGCAAAGAAGAACAAAGACAAAUACAUCGGAGUGUCCUCUGACAGUAUUGGAGGAGGGUUCAGCAGAUACACGGGUGAUCGGUAUGACUCCAGCAGCUCUGGCGGUAAUGAGGGAAGCAGCAGAGGGAAGUGGGAUGAGGACUGGAAGAGAGACGGAGGCCAGUUCCCCUUCAGUGAGAAACUGGGGGAGAUCAGUGAUAAGAUCGGCAGCACCAUCGAUGACACAAUCAACAAGUUCAGGAAGCAGAGCAGAGACGAUUCACCAGACCGAUUCAGUGACAACGAGGAGGAGCGAAGUCGCCCGUCACGGAACGGCCAGUCUGGGAGGUCAGUGUUCAAAGACGAGGAGGAAACCGUGACGACCAAGAGUGUCCAGAUCGUUCAGGCAACAGAAACCACAGCAACCAGGAAGAGAGGCGGGGUUCCGUCCAAAACUGUGUCCCUGGGAGCUGCGGCCCACUACACAGGAGACAAGAGCCCCGAUACCUCUGCCAAACAGACUCCGUCUGCAGCAGCACCCCAGUCCUCCAGUAGUGGUCUGGCUGACCUAUUCAUGGUAGAUACAGGACCCAGCCAGCCUGCAGCAGCCACCGACCUGAUAGGAGGAUUUGCUGACUUUUCUUCUCCUGCUGCCUCUGUCGGCCUCUCCACAGUACCUGCCUCUAGUGGGAACAGUGAUUUUGGGGACUGGAAUGCUUUCCCUGACGGCCAGGCCCCCGUCCCCACCCCUUUCGCCCAGCCUCUGGCCCCUAGCAACACUGACCUGUUUGGGGCUCUGUCGGCCAGCUCUGCCCCGGCACCAGCCUCAGCUGACCUGUUUGAUCUGAUGGGUCCGGUCCAGACUCAGUCUCUCUCUGCCUCUCAGAGCCUCACCUUCAAUAUGACCAGCACACAGAACGUGACCAGUACCAUGCCACAGUCUACAUCAUUGCCCUUCCAGGUGAUGAGCGGUCCGUUGCAGCCCCAGCAGCAGCAGCAAGUCAUGCUGGGUACCCAGGGUUCCAUGGGGUCAGCGAUCCCCUCCACCUGGUCUGACUCCUCGGUCAAUAUCAGUCUGGACUUCCUGGCACCCGGCGUGCAGCCCCCCAAACCUGCCCAGCCCACCCUCAAAACACUCCAAGGAGUCCAGCCCCUCCCACCUGUCAACAUGCUCUCCCAGGGAUUCGCCGGCAUGGGCCUCGCCCCCUCUCCCAUCAGAACCCCUACAACUCCCAUGAUGUACCCCGGUGCUGGGCUGGGCAUGGCCCCCAGCCAGGGCAUGAUGGGGAUGGGCAUGGCCCCCAGCCAGGGCAUGAUGGGAAUGGGCAUGAACAUGGGUGCUAUGCCCCAGGCUAACAUGACCAUGGGGAUGAGGAUGCCAGCCAUGUCUAUGGGCUCUGGCAUGGUACAGCAGCAGCCCAAGCAAGGAGUGGACGCCUUCGCGGAUUUCGGCAACUUCAGGAAGUGAGGGAAGAGAAGGUGAAGGAGAGGGGUGUUUCUGUUUCUCUCCAUCCAACAGACUGUCCAUGAAGGAUUGUAAAGAGCUGCAAACAAAGAGUACUUGAAUGUUGUCAAAUAUCAAAUACUGACUGCCACCCCUCCAUUUCCUCUUUCUUUCCUUUAAGUGAUAUAUAGAGACAAUCAUGUAUAUUCAUGUAUGUGUCUUUUAAUCAGUUGGAACUUGCAAUCAAGUACCUUUUAGAGUGUAUUCAGUACAGUAAUGGUUGUGUGCUGUUCAGGUCUGAAUCAGAGAACAACUGAGAGCAAAAAACCCGGUGCCAGAAUAAUGCAGAGAUUUUUCACUUUAAAAUGUAUGCCAAACAAAAACCAAUGAUUGCAAAGUUAAACAACCCAGACAAUUCUAUGCACCAGGACGGCUUUUAAACUUGUAUGGUUUGUUUAACUUCUCAAUAAUAGUUUUUUGUUUGUAUUGCAUUUUAAAGCACCAUUCUGUUACCAUGGAAUUGUCCAGAUGAAACUUCAAGAGAAUGUCAAUGGGGGUUUUGCUUUACUUAAUCAAUUAAUUUUCCAGAGUAGCAAAAAUAUAGUUUUCUAUGAUAAUCCCACCCCAAUUACUCCCCAUCCAUCUCUUUUAGAAUGUCAGGUUAUCUCGACCUGUCCCUUCCCUACAACUGUAAAUAUUACUGGUGCGACAGACAAAUAAAUUAUUGAGUACUUGAUUAUGAUAUGAUGAUGCCGUGAAGAGGUGGGUGUCAAUUGGACGGAACCAGAUGUCAAUCAAGACGUUGCUAUGGUACGCUACAUUGCCAUGGAGCCGGUCUUUAAUACCUACUUUAUAUAACAGCGUUCCACACUCCAAAUGUGGAGUUUCUGUUCAAUAUUAGACUUAACAAAUCAAUCAAUCGUUUAUUGAUGGAUGGAUUUAAUAAGUGAAUGAAUGAGAAAUGAUUGAAAGUUGUUAAUUGAAGAAGCUGUGGUAACGAUAACACAGAUCUCCUUUGUGGCCUUUCUUAUGGGUAUAUAUUUUUUAAAGAACUAAUCUUUUUUUUCCUUGCAUCCAAAUAAGAUAAUCAGUAGAUGUAGGAACAACCUCCUGGUGGGCUGUGUUCUUUAAGUACAGCACAUGGUGCCUGUACGACGGAGGCCUUUUUCCUUCAUUAUAACUUACAGGAGACAGACGGAGAGACGAUACAACUAUAGUGUUCAUGACAGUUACUGGUAGUCUACAGCACAGUAUGUAUGUGUGGUUCUUACUGCUCCCUCUGUCCCCUGGGACCCUCGUGGAAUAGGGGGAAAGAUGUCCCCUGGGACCCUCGGGGAAGAUGUCCCCUGGGACUCUUGUGGAAUAGGGGGGAAGAUGUCCCUAGAUGCUGAUCUUGGGUCAGUUUUGCGUUUCCCUCCACUGAUGGUUUAGGUUAGGAUUGUGGGUGGGGAAGCUGAUCCUAGCUCUGUACUUGGGGGGGAAAUUCACCCCGGAGUGGAUCUCUGAAGGAGAGGUUUCUCAGACAGUGCAGGUCUAGGAGAGGAUUUCUCUUGGUUUUUUUUGGGGGGGGGGGGGGGGGGGGUCGUACAUCUCAUAUGGCACCCUAUACACUUUAUAGUGCACUACUUCCGACCAGAGCCCUUAGGACUUGGGUCAAAAGUAGUGCACUAUAUAGGAAAUGGGUACAUGUGGAAGUCAUGACCAUUUUACAAGGUCAGCGAGUACCUCACAUGUAAACUAGACUCCUCUGUUUCAGAGCUAUGUUCUCUUCCAGGAGUUCGGGUCAAUUCUGGAAGUACACUGAAAUUCCAGUUUUCUUGAAUGCUUUUCAUAAGGAAAAUGUUGAAUGUAGUUUACUUUCUAAAUUGACUGAAAUGGAAUUGACCCGAACCCUGCACAGAUAAACACACAGUAGCCUUCUGUCUGAGCUGAGGCUUUACCUGCUGGAAACGACCAAAAUGUAGCAACUCUUUUUCUAAGAGAUGAUGUCCUUAGGGGGUUGUUUUAUUCUUUCUCUGGUUUCAUUUUUUUCUACUUAUUACAAUUGUUCUGAGAUCUUCUGUAAUGUGGGAUUGUUACAUAAUAAAAACACUAGUUUAUGCAAAUGUAUAAAAAGAAAAAGUGACGCAUCACCAACGAAAAGAGCCUUGAGAAAAUGUUUUUGAUUUGAUUGUCCCAUGAUCCUUUUAUCUUCGGCAUUAAAACAGUUGAUUACAGUU
This is a messenger RNA of Salvelinus namaycush (lake trout), 4210 nucleotides long. Its product is annotated as clathrin interactor 1-like. The transcript has 12 exons. Bases 117 to 2015 code for a protein of 632 amino acids. Gene Ontology annotation, biological process: endocytosis. Lineage: Eukaryota; Metazoa; Chordata; Actinopteri; Salmoniformes; Salmonidae. Gene Ontology annotation, cellular component: plasma membrane; clathrin vesicle coat; endosome. The record is from RefSeq and is a predicted model, not a curated record. Gene Ontology annotation, molecular function: clathrin binding; phospholipid binding.